UCUCUUUAAGCGCAGGCCGGAGAGUCGAUUUCCGAUCGCGAAGGGGAUGGAUUACUGCUUCAGUCUGCUGCUGCUGCUGCUGCUGCAUCGCCUCAGCUGAUUGAGAGGAUUCCCUCUGCGGGGAAACAGCAAGUAAGCCAGUCCCGUCCUGUGCAAGCUCAGGACAGUCCAGCACGAUGGAUUUUAACGUCAAAAAACUGGCUUCUGAUGCGGGGGUCUUCUUCACCAGGGCUGUGCAGUUCACAGAGGAGAAGUUGGGCCAGGCUGAGAAGACUGAGCUUGAUCCUCAUCUAGAGAACCUGAUCGCUCGGGCGGACUGCACCAAGAACUGGACUGAAAAGAUCUUGAGACAAACGGAGGUGCUCCUGCAGCCAAACCCAAGCGCUCGGAUCGAGGAGUUCAUCUAUGACAAACUGGAGAAAAAGCUUCCUUCCAGGACAACCAAUGGGGAAUUGCUUGGCCAAUACAUGCUGGAAGCUGCCAGUGAUUUUGGCGCCGAGACUCCGUAUGGCAGUACCCUGAUUACAGUCGGAGAGUACCAGAAAAGACUGGGAACAGCUGAGCGGGAGUUCCUUCAAACCUCCGCCACGAUGUUCCUCACUCCCUUACGCAACUUCCUGGAAGGAGACUGGAGGACUAUAUCAAAAGAGAGGCGACUUCUCGAGAAUCGCCGGCUGGAUCUUGACAUUUGCAAAGCACGCUUGAAAAAAGCGAAGCAGUCUGAGGCAAAGGCAGCAGCCGCACCUGAUUUUCAGGAGACGAGGCCUCGAAAUUAUGUUCUUUCUGCCAGUGCAUCAGCGCUGCUGAGUGAGGAAGUGGACAAAGCAGAGCACGAGCUCCGCGUGGCACAGACGGAGUUUGACCGUCAAGCUGAAGUGACCAGGCUGCUGCUCGAGGGCAUCAGCAGCACACACCUGAACCACCAGCGUUGCUUGCAGGAUUUUGCGGAAGCGCAGGCCACCUUCUAUGCUCAGUGUCAUCACUACAUGCAUGAACUCCAGAGGGAACUCGGCAGAUCCGCUAACGCAGUCAGCGCCCAGCACCAGUCUGCCGCCUGUCCCGACCCCGUGUCGGCUACGUUUGCGUCCGGUCCGCAUUCACCUGGCACCGCCGUCCCCGCCGCCUCCGGCGAUAAGCCCCGAACGUUGGCGAUGGAGCAAACGCAAGUCCCUAUUACAGGCACCAGAAAGGCCAAAGUCCUGUAUGACUACGACGCCCACGAUUCAAGCGAGCUGUCCCUGUUGGCUGAUGAGCUGAUUACCGUCUACACCGUACCUGGCAUGGACCCCGAUUGGUUGGUUGGCGAGCGAGGCAACGAAAAGGGCAAGGUCCCCGUCACCUACCUUGAACUCCUGAGCUAAUGGACCCGAUAACAUUACAAACAUGCAAAAAUGCUCUUUCUACUGUCACUCUGUAUAUUCGUGUAGUGCACUUACUUCAUUACUAACUUGAAACGUACAUUCAAACGAGGCCAUUUAAUCUUUCCCCUUUUUCAAUUUUCAUUUCAGGAACAAGCCGGAACAUUAUUUAACAGUAAUAUUUUAUUUUAAACGAGGGUUACCGCAUCUGACAUCUACAGCUAAACAGGAAGCGUUGGCUUUACAAUGAUUUUUUUUUUUUUUUGGAUCCUUUUAAAUAUCAUUUUGGAUGUUUUAUGACUGACGUGUCCUCCAUAGCCACAAGUUUAAAAAAAAAAAAGUAUAAAUCAAUAGCGAGACAGAAGGAGAUUUAAUGAUUCUAAUAGUUAUCCAACAGAAGAAAAUGGAACAAAAAUCUUAGAAGCAGCACAGAGAUGCUACGAUGCGUGCUGUAGUACUUUUUCACCUGUAAAUGUGUAUUAUAUAUAUAGUUUUUGGAAACAUGUUGGUUGUCAUAACCUUGGAUGUGAUCUUGGCAUUUGUUGACAUUUUCACUUCCGAGUCGAUUUCUGUCACCGUUCAUUGGGAGAUUGAUGUGCUGUUAAAUUGAAAUGAUUAGAAAUUCUCAAAUCGCGGUCACAGAGGCAAGUCGAAUUGCACCGAUGCUCACAAAUGUUGAAACAUAUGCGAUGGGUUUAUGUGCAAAAUUGGUGUCAUGGGAAUAUAUGAUGUUAAGUGUUUGGAAAUGUUCCUGAAUUGCAUGUGAUGAUUUCAGUACGCGUGGACAUAGAUGACAUUACCGGCAGAAGAUGUUGCUGUGUGCAUGCAUGCAUGUCACAAUUCAGGAAUUCUCACCACGAUCGUUCGUUGUUUUCCAUUGAAUGCGUUCUGUCAAAACACCCAAACUAGUUAUCGCAUUUCCUGUUGACCCAUUUUUGCCUGGCUUGGAGCGCAAUAAACUUGCAUGUGUGGAACAGUCA
This is a messenger RNA of Phyllopteryx taeniolatus (common seadragon), 2338 nucleotides long. It is a transcript of the gene sh3glb2b, whose product is annotated as SH3-domain GRB2-like endophilin B2b. Bases 177 to 1361 code for a protein of 394 amino acids. Gene Ontology annotation, cellular component: membrane; cytoplasm. Gene Ontology annotation, molecular function: protein binding. The record is from RefSeq and is a predicted model, not a curated record. Gene Ontology annotation, biological process: membrane organization. The transcript is spliced from 11 exons. NCBI's taxonomy places the organism in Eukaryota, Metazoa, Chordata, Actinopteri, Syngnathiformes, Syngnathidae.